Bursaphelenchus xylophilus (pine wood nematode) is the source of this 2143-nucleotide messenger RNA. The record is from the annotation of a GenBank genome assembly. NCBI's taxonomy places the organism in Eukaryota, Metazoa, Nematoda, Chromadorea, Rhabditida, Aphelenchoididae.
AUGGCUUCGAUUCCGGAAUGGGUUGCCUCUGUGAACAAAGCGAGGAGUCUGGGAAACGACUCGGAUUCUGAUGAGGUAAGUGAUAAGGGGCAUCUUGCUGGAUGUCUUUCAAGGGAUCAGAGUUUUAUCUUUCUAUUUUCAGUCCAUCGAUUCCUUCGAACGUAUCGAAGUGGAGGUCGAAGUUCAUUAUUCUGAGCACUCAGAUGAACCUGAUUUUAAUCAAACAUCGAGAGAUAAGGCCUCUGCUGAACCAGAUGACGACUCUCAGUCCGUACAUACGGCAAUCGAACCAGAAUGGGAUAUUGAAGUGAAAACGAGAAUUUGGAGUUGGUUCGAAUUUCUCAGGAGGACCUCGGACAAUGACGAAGCUCGAUGCGUAAGUGUAUAAUUUGGACCUUUUGCAAUCGGUUCUAUUUACAUUUAAAGGGUUUACUGCAUUUUGUUAACCAUUGCCGUAUAUUUUAAAAAUCGAAAUAUAGUCAGAAUAUGUUGUAAAAUACUUUUAUGGAUAUGGAUUUGAGGUUUUUAAAUAUAAAAUCGUUACAGGAACGAAAUCAACUUGAACCCUGUGUCGCUCAAAGAAAAGAUGAUCCCAUACAAAAAGAGGACGCUGCUCCUAGAGUCUUGCCAUCCGACGACGAAGUCAAGGAGAAGAUCUGGAGUUGGUUCAAUUUUUUGAAAAGGACAUUAAAAAAGGACAAAGCCGAAAAUGUAAGUCCAAAAUUACAGAAAACCGUAUGUAUGUGAGGCUAUUUUUGGAGUUGAAAAUUUUUUGAAAAUUAUCAUUUUAUAGAACCGAUUUUUGCCUCUCCUUCAAAUUGUAGGCCGUCAAAUAAAUAAUAUUUUUUCAGACAGAAUGCUCGGAAUGCAAGGAAGUUGAGAUUAAGGAACCCGAUGAAAAUGAAGCACAAAACGGUCAGAAAAGUCAUGUGGUCGUCUUUGAAGACGACGAUGAAGAAAUCUUUUUCUACAUGGAAACCAAAAGAUCUUCUCCAAGGCAGUGGAAAAGAGACGCGAUUUUGGAGACGAUGAAGAAGAUUAUGGCCCAAAUUGACACUUUUACAAUGCGAACAGUCGCUGACGACGGAGUGGGAGUCCUUUUGGAAGGCUGUAAUUGCGAAAAUCAUGAGAUUUGUGAGCAUUAUGAAUAUUCCGAGGACUCUGAUGACUCGGAUUCAGACUCUGGGGAUUCAGGGGAUCGUGACAUUGGAAUUCAAAGGAAUUCGGAGCGUGUUAUCAACAUAAAAUACGACUCCGAUUCUUCUGAAUCUUCAGCAGAAAGCGAAUCUGAUUCAGAGGAUUCUGAAGAUUCGAACGACGCCUACAAUUCCGAUUCGGAACGUUCCAUGAAACCCGAUUCUAUAGACAGUGCCAUUUUUAAAGACGAUGAGGAAAGUUCUGAGCAAGGUGAACUUAAAGAUUACAAUGCUUCUAAUGUAAGUUUGAAACGAGCGUAUUCUUUUAUUUCUAGGCCCUUUUGGUUUCGUUUAUCUUGGCUGGAAUGAUGGGAUGUUACGGUGCUUAUAAAAUCAUGGGUGAACAAAGUAAGUUGGUGAUAUUAGUUUUCAAAUGAAAGAUUUUGAGAGAUUAAAAGUGCGGAGUAGAGACUGCCUUAAUUUUGAUGAGAAAUGGUAGAAAGGUAGAAUAAGAUUUUCUAAAGAAAUUAGAGAUAGUCAGCCCUGGUAAAACCGACGUAAUUCUCGGGCAUUCCAAGUUUAAUAUCAACGGAAUUUUUUAUUUUAAAAUUUGCAACCUUACAAUGAAGGUUUGGCUAUUCUGCAAAGCGCAAAUUCAACUUUUUAGAGAAUGACCAGCGCCGGAGAUAAGACGAUUCUGAAAGAUUCCGCGAAAAUUAGGAUCACGAUGAUCGUCAUCGGAAAAUUUACGAAAUUAUAGGAAAUAGAACGACAUUAGUAAUAUUUUUUCAGAAGAAAACGAUGCCCACAACACCAAGGGAUUAAUGACGCAAGUUCAGCGAUUGGAAAGGGAAAACAAAAUUAUUUUGGAGAGAAUAAAGGAAUUGGAGGAAAGCCAAGCCAAAAUUGGAAAAGCACAAACAGAGGAAGAAAACACCAAAGAAACUACCGAAACAUUUGGCAGAUCCGAAAGUUCCGUCAACGACAUCCAAUUUCAUGAAACUUAA